This is a messenger RNA of Hordeum vulgare subsp. vulgare (domesticated barley), 1233 nucleotides long. RefSeq lists its product as uncharacterized. The transcript has a single exon. The record is from RefSeq and is a predicted model, not a curated record. NCBI's taxonomy places the organism in Eukaryota, Viridiplantae, Streptophyta, Magnoliopsida, Poales, Poaceae. Bases 314 to 844 code for a protein of 176 amino acids.
CCGGGUGGAGUUCAUCCCAACCACACAACUUCUCGUAGCCUUACUCUCCUUUUUUUUUCCCUUACCUUUUGGGGAAAAAGAGUUAGUUUUGUGUACACGGCAGACACUAUAGUAGGCUUUUUUGUGUGAGUUGAUUAAAAAGCUUCAAUCAUUUGUUUCAUCUCUAGCUAGCCAGUAGCAAAGAUUCUUCGUUUCUUUUCUUUGCUUUGCUUUGCUUGCCAUCCAUCCAUAUAUUUAUAGGGAGGGAGAGGCACUCUCUAGCUAGUUGAUUCCAACUUCCCAAAGCUAGGUGGGCGGCCAGUGAUAUCGAUCCAUGGGGAAGGGCCGUAGCUGCAGGUACGGAUCAGAGCGGCUGCUCUACCCCGUCCAGGUCAGCGGUGGCGGUCACCUCGCCGAUAUGGACGAGGAGGACGUCUGGUCGGUGCUCGCGGCGCCCGCGCCCGACUCCAACCGCUCCACCGGCAUGGGCAGGCAACCCGAGCAAGAGCGUCGCGGGCGGUGGACCGCAGGGGGGCUGUCCCUGGCGUUCGAGGCAACCGCGUCCGCGCCGGCCGGGCGUCACCAUCAUCACGUGGCCAGCUCGGCGCCUGUGAAGGUGCCCGAGUGGCCGGCGGGCAGGUUCCCGGCUGGCGCUGGCGGCGAGCAGCACGGCUACGGCGUGAGCUGCCGUGACGAGGAGGGGGAGUGGAUGGCGCCGCACGAGUACCUGCAGGCCCAGGCACGGAGCAGCGGGCGCGGCACGGCUGCGCCGUCUGUGUUCGAAGGCGUGGGGAGGACGCUGAAAGGGCGCGACCUCAGCCGGGUGCGCGACGCCGUCUGGAGCAACACCGGAUUCUUCGGCUAAGCAAAGCAAGCACCGUCCGUACCCCCACCCCAUCAUCGUCUCGUGUCUGCCCCGUUAAGCGAGCUAGCUACUCAUGAGCUCGGAGCUAAGGGCAAUCGUUGGAUCAUUCGUUAUAAGUUGCAUGUACUCUUCUCAAUUACUCCGUAUUAAGUAGGAUAGAAGAAGGUGUCGGAAAAUAUGAAGAAAAAAAAUUAGGUGAUUGAUUAAUUAUUCCUGCAGUAUGGAGUAUGUAGCUGCUGCAGGUAGAGUUUUGGGUCUGUUUCGAUUAUAUUGGGUUGUGUGCUAUCCUUAGCUAGCUAGCUAGCUGCCGAUAUCGUCAGUUUGUGUCACAAUGAUCGUCGACCUUCUCCCCCAAAAAGAAAAAACAAUCUGAUUAUUAUUAGCUGAAA